GUUACAAUUCGGAUAUUGCCUCCUUAAGAUAGAAAGUCUUAUUUUGAAAAUACAAAUGCGGAAGUAAGUUUAAUCGCGAAAGCUCACUGGACCGCCACACUUUUUUUUCUUUUUUUUUGACGGAAACGAGGGCUAACCAUUUUUUUCCGCGUCAAGUUCGUGGCUGAAAGUUUUCUUCCUCUCUCUUUUUCCCCCCCUUUUGCGGAGGACCAGUCGCAUGCAGUCACAAUGAGGGAGAAAGCGAAGGACUUUUUAUCGCACGGCUUCUCCUCCGGUGUCCACUUCACGUUGCUCUUCACUGACGUCGUUUAGACUUACUUUAAUGCACAACACAUUUCCGUUAUGCGAAGUCCAACUUGUUGGUUAGUCGUCGUGCUGCGGUGGGUGCCCAUCCGAGAUAACGGAGAACGUGAUGAUUCUCAUCCACUCUGGUUACUGCAAUGAAUGGUAACACUAUCCAUCCAGCCAACACCACAACAGCAGCAGGCCAAGGUGUGGCAGUUGCCCAAAAAGGCUGGACGGAAUUCUGCGAGCUGCAUGCCAUCGCCGCAGCCCAGGAGCUGGCCCGGCACUACCGGAGUUUUGCAAGAGAGCGACCACACCAUGAUGUGCUUCCACCAGAGACCUUUUCAAAGCAAUUUACUGACCUCUUCCAGCAACACUUCUGCUGCGAGGUCGACAAAGACGGCACGCCACUGGGUCAGAACACAAGCUCUGCCGCCUCCGGUAGCGCUCCCUCAUCGUCUCCAGUGGUCCUUCGUCCUCAGCCUGUAAUCACUCGAGUGCGGACUUUGCCUCGGGUGCAGGACUAUCGGGAGACUGGCAGACCAAAUGGAGGAGCUGCUCCACUGACUGCGUCACCGAAAGUGGAGCCGGUGGUGUUGAGCCGGGAGCAGGAGCUGCCACUGAGAUGCGCUGCGGGAAACUCCUUUUCAGGAUCUCGCACAAUUGGCAGCGGGACACUGGUGAUUCAUAGCCAUAGCAACGAGGAGAUCUCUGGCACAGAUCAUCGCCAGGUAUCUGAACGGUACUCUUCUGACUCUUUAACCUCGAACCCUGAAAACUCAGAAGUCACACAUUUCUCUUUCAGCCAAAUCCGGAAGUCUGUAAAUAAGCUUUUAAAGAAAUCACCCCAAGCCAGUCCGCGCUCAUCCCGGGACCUUACCCCUAGGAACCCCACCACCACCAACAGUAAUCUUCCAAAUAAUGGUGACAGAGUGGGUGCAGUUUCCUCCAUCAGCGAAGAGGUGUCAUCCUCUUCUUCCCACUCCUCCGAAGCCACACCCACAGCUGCUUCACACCGUCCUGGAAUGAAGGAGCUGAUCAUGGCUCCUUUCAAUAGGUUUCGUAGUAAAAGGCAGAGGCGAUCCGAGGCGAGCGGCUGCUGUAAAGAGGGCCAGUUGAGGUACUUUCUGGUGGACGAAACUGUUUCAGACUCACAGCCCCGCUGGCAGCGUUGCCACCUGCUGGUCAGGAGGAUCAGAGACAUUCAAGGAGGAAGAGGAGCAGGGGAAAGUUACCAGUUAGAGCUCUAUGAUCCUCCAAAGGCCUCCAGUCCCAAGCUGACGACUCACUGCUCAGAUAUCCAAGAGGUCCGGCGUUGCAACCGGCUGGAGAUGCCUGACAACUUUAACACGUUUGUUCUAAAGGUUAAUCGAGGUAGCCUGAUAUUUGAGACGGACAACGAGCAGCAGGUCAGCUCCUGGACCACAGAGCUAAAAGAGUGCAUCAGCAGCAGGUCAGUCAGCGUGGAUCUGGAGCCCCUCCCUUCCCCGCCUGACACUUCUGCCCCAGCCAAUCACAGAGGGAGCUCAGAGCCAGAAAGUCAGAGUCAGCCUCCUGUCACCUUCACCCUGCCAGAGCAGGUAAUCCAGAAGACAGAUCACUUCCUGUUCUCCUACCCCUGGUUCCACGGACCCAUCUCUCGCGUCAAGGCGGCCCACCUGGUUCAGAGCUCCGGGCCAGAGGGACACGGGGUGUUUCUGGUCCGACAGAGUGAGACACGCAGGGGCGACUACGUCCUCACCUUCAACUACCAGGGAAAAGCAAAGCACCUGCGCCUCUCUUUGACAGAAUGGGGUCAGUGCAGGGUGCAGCACCUGCGCUUCCCAUCUGUUAUGGACAUGCUCAGUCAUUUCAGACUCUUCCCUAUCCCACUGGAGUGUGGAGCCGCCGGUGCUGUCACUCUGUCCCGCUUCGUAGUGGCGGGUUCCACCCCGCCUUCACAGGGUCAGCUCUCAGGCGCCUUCCUCGUCCCGUUCUCCCUCCAUCGCUGGAGCUCUGAGCCCAGCUUGGCUCACUGCAGCCUGGCUCGCAGCUCCAGCCAGCCCCCUUCCUCCUGCUCCACCAACACCACGGCCAGCACCAGCUUUUCCACUUCCAGCUCCUUUUCCCAGUCUGGAAUCCAUUCUUUUACCCGCACCGGCAUGGUCCCCGAGCCCACGCUGUCAGCCCCGCCUCCACUCCGUCGGAGCGAGUCGGUAGGAAGGAGGAACCUGCUACGCCACCCCAGCACCCACGCUCCCAUCAUCCCUCAGCGGGACUCAGACUAUGAGCUGGAACCUGACCGCGGUCGCAAGCGGGCAAUAGACAACCAGUACAUGUUGCUCUGACCCCGCUGAGUCAAACACCUGCAACACCUCUGAACGACAGCAGACACCUGUGAAGCUGACACACUCAGACACACACAAACACACUUGUGUUUGCUUGUCGCUCCCCUCCCACAGGUAUAUAACCUGAUGCAGCAGACUCAUGAACUUGAGUGAAGAAGUCUUUGUCUGAUGAAUGCAUACCACUGUGUAUGUGGAAACACACACAAACACUCACUUUGUGCGUGUGUGUGUUUACCAGUGUCAGACCCUCACAUCCUCCACCCAGACUGUCCACAGUGAAUGUAUUUUCGGAGCUUUAUAACAGUGCUGAUUAUUAAUGUUGAGGUUCUCUGUGAGAGUGGGAGAGUCAAAUGACUAUUGACCUAAAGCCCAGGCAGAAAAUAGUUUUCUAUAUUUCUAUUCUGGUCAUUUUUAUAGAGGUGCACUUGUUUUCAUUUCUUUGGCACUUAACCAGAACUGAUGGGAAGGCACUCCCUGCAAAAUUGGUUAAUUUAAAAUAUUUAAAAGACAUUUACUCUCCACACAAAGUUUCCAGUGUGGAGCAAACUCUCACCUUUCUUUCUUUUUUUGUACACAGACAAAGAGCGCUCAUUUUAGAGCAUUAUUACAUUAGAUAUUCUCCCACUUGUGCUUUAUUAUGUAUUGAAGUAUAUCUUCAGUGCACUUUGAAAGCAAUGUGUAUUUUUUCUAUGCACAGAUACUUUUGUAGAAAAAUAAUAAUGAUUUUUAUUUUUUUUUACAGUCAAAAAGGGGAAACUUUUGUUACAUUUUGCUAAAAAUGGAUUGAGCACCGCUUCCACUCCUUCAAACUUACAGAGAAGAACGGAUUCAGAAUCAGAUUUUCAUCACCGCUCUUUAAUUUUUACCCUAAAUCUAAGUUUGAGUUGUGCAUCUGGAUGUGACCGUUUAUGCGAGAAUAAAGCAAGUGUGUGGUGUUAUGUUGAAUUUUGAUCACCUAAGGCAGUUAUACUCAACUUAUGGGUAGGUCAGGGUCACUUUGAGUGUCAGCUGGAAUAUCUGCCCUUUCAGAUUUACUAAAUAAAAAGGACAGACGAGGUUCCGGCUCUUUAAUUGUACCCAAAGCAGCUGCAGCUACAAUCCAGCUGCUGAAUGCCUUAAAAGAUAUUAUUUACUUGUAAUAUAGUCAAGUAUUUUAAAAAUAAACUAUUUUACAAGAGAGUAAAUUAUUACUUAUAAUUAUAAUUACUUAUAUAACAACAAAGCACCACAGAAAUCAUUUCUGCCACAAAAUCAGAGAAGCUGGAGUGAUAAAGUAACAAGAGAAUUUUAAUAUGUCGCCAUCCUGCAGCCGUGAACGGUGGGUUUAGAUGGUCUGUGGAUAUUAUUACAAGCACUUUUUAAGAGUUUGAAGUUUCAACUGAAUGAACGACAGAAAAUUGUACUUCUGCUCUGGUUUAUAUGCUAUAAGAUGUGACGUGUAAACGUUUUCCUCCAUUGUCACAGGUUUACAGGUCGCAGGCAUUUAAGAGCUCAUAAAACAACCUUUAACAGCAAUAACUCUGAGUGAUUGUUUGCUGGAUCAGUUUCUCUCACAGUUGAGGAGCAGUUUUUAUCCCACUCUUCUUUUGUGGCCAUUCAUUGUGCACACCUCCCAUAUGGAAAAGAUAUAUAUAAAUCUUAUAAAGGUUGUAUCUGUCUUGUGUGAAACUUGUAUGAAAAGCAU
Messenger RNA from Maylandia zebra (zebra mbuna), 4296 nucleotides. It is a transcript of the gene sh2b3, whose product is annotated as SH2B adaptor protein 3. NCBI's taxonomy places the organism in Eukaryota, Metazoa, Chordata, Actinopteri, Cichliformes, Cichlidae. The record is from RefSeq and is a predicted model, not a curated record. Gene Ontology annotation, molecular function: transmembrane receptor protein tyrosine kinase adaptor activity. Gene Ontology annotation, biological process: intracellular signal transduction. Gene Ontology annotation, cellular component: plasma membrane.